This is a messenger RNA of Drosophila erecta, 1451 nucleotides long. RefSeq names its product short-chain specific acyl-CoA dehydrogenase, mitochondrial (gene Arc42). Gene Ontology annotation, molecular function: flavin adenine dinucleotide binding. The coding region runs from base 169 to 1386 and encodes 405 amino acids. The transcript has 3 exons. NCBI's taxonomy places the organism in Eukaryota, Metazoa, Arthropoda, Insecta, Diptera, Drosophilidae. Gene Ontology annotation, biological process: fatty acid beta-oxidation using acyl-CoA dehydrogenase; butyrate catabolic process. The record is from RefSeq and is a predicted model, not a curated record. Gene Ontology annotation, cellular component: mitochondrion.
GAGUCACCCUGUAAGAACCACUUGUUACAUGCAUAUACAGCCGGCGCCCGCCUCUGGUCACACUGUCCAUUUUUAAUUUGUUACAAUAGUCGCUUUUUUUAUAAUAUUUUAUCCGUCUUUUAUGCAAUAUAUUUAAUUAAUAAUAGUAAGAAGCAAUCCAACACAAACAUGCAAUCUGUACUCACCCGCUCGUUAGGCAUCGCCCGCAGAUCCUUAAAUGCUCGGCAAAUCGCCUCGUUGUCGGCGCUUUCGGAGACGCAUCAGAUGCUGCAGAAGUCCUGUCGGGAUUUUGCCAACAAUGAGCUCAGUGGAAACGCAGCCAAGUUCGAUCGGGAGCACCUGUAUCCAGAAAAACAGAUCCGACAGAUGGGCGAACUGGGCGUGAUGGCAGUAGCGAUCCCCGAGGAGCUGGGUGGCACUGGGCUGGAUUAUGUGGCCUACGCCAUUGCCAUGGAGGAAAUCUCUAGGGGUUGUGCCUCUGCAGGCGUCAUCAUGUCGGUAAACAACUCCCUGUAUCUGGGACCCCUUCUCUCCUUCGGAAACGAUUCCCAGAAAAAGGACUACAUCACCCCGUUUACCACCGGCGAACGAGUGGGUUGCUUUGCCCUCUCUGAACCUGGAAACGGAUCCGACGCUGGAGCUGCUUCCACCAUAGCCAUCGACAAGGGAGAUCACUUUGUGCUGAAUGGCACCAAGGCCUGGAUCACCAAUGCCUUCGAGGCGGAAGCAGCCAUUGUGUUUGCCACCACCAACAAGCAGCUGAAGCACAAGGGCAUCUCCGCAUUCAUUGUGCCCAAGGCUACCAAGGGCUUUUCGCUGGGCAAGAAGGAGGAUAAGCUGGGCAUUCGAGGAUCAUCGACCUGUCAGCUGAUAUUCGAGGACUGCGUAGUGCCGAAGGAGAACAUGCUGGGCGAGCCUGGUUUCGGUUUCAAGAUUGCCAUGCAGACGCUGGACGCGGGCCGUAUAGGAAUCGCUGGCCAGGCGCUUGGCAUUGGUCAGGCUGCCCUGGAACUGGCCGUGGAUUACGCCCAGAAGCGACAGGCCUUCGGCAAGCCGAUUGCUAAGCUGCAGUCGAUCCAGCAAAAGAUCGCGGACAUGUCGUUGGCCAUGGAGUCGGCACGUCUGCUCACCUGGCGCGCCGCCUGGCUGAAGGACCAAAAGCAGCCGUACACCAAAGAGGCCGCCAUGGCCAAGCUGGCUGCCUCGGAGGCGGCCACCUUGUGCUCCCACCAGUGCAUCCAGAUCCUCGGAGGAAUGGGUUAUGUGACCGACAUGGCUGCCGAGCGUCACUAUAGGGACGCCCGCAUUACCGAGAUCUACGAGGGCACCUCCGAGAUCCAGCGACUGGUCAUCGCGGGCUCCAUUCUCAAGGAAUAUGCUAGUUAAGAUAAAAGUUAACAUGAAUAUCAUUUGAAGCAUGGUUCGGCUUUGUAAUUGUAAUUUGUACUUGU